GGAGAAGUUGUGCGCGUACAUAAAGCAGCGUCCAACAUCGGCAAAAGUCAAAAGAGCUGCAAGAAUGUCAAUCCGUUUCCAGAUCCCAAAGACGAUCAGCAGGUAUCUCGACAUUACAAAGAAGAGGUGCAAGUCGGUCAAGACUACCUUUGUCAGCAGACUACCCAACCGAUCCGCCUCCACUGCGGCUUCGACCACCGCGAAACCCCCCAUCAAGGAGACCAACCGCGUUGCUACUGCUUCCAACGAGAUGAAGCCUUACAUUGUCAUCUACAAGCAAGGAGCUCCAGACUCCGAAAUCGACGCAGAGAUUGCGCGCGUUCAAAAGGCGGGAGGCAAGCUCAAGCAGCGCUACGACAGCCCCAUCAUGAGGGGCUUUGCUGCCGUCAUGCCCGAGAACUUUGCUCAAGGCCUGACCACCAAGAGUCUGGCUGGAGGCGAUGCUCAAAUCGAGUACGUCGAGCCCGACUCUGAGGUGCACACUCAGUGACCGAGUCCAUGCAGGCCUGCGUUGUAGCGACAAGGAUUGACUGCAUACCAUCUCACCACCAGCCAGCCUCAGCAUCUGCCGCCAAGCAGGGUGAUGGCCUGCAAGAUCAAGAGUUCGCGGCCUUUACAACUCAGAUGCAACACUUUCUCGACCCGCGUGAUCACAAAUUCUAUGCCUCACCAUUGACCCAGAAAUGCUCACAUCCGCAAAUGUGAAUCAACGUGUAUAACAAUCACUCUGUCCAGUGUGCUUGGGUAGUCAUGCGUGAUGCUGAUUGCUAGCUGCAAGAAGACAAUAUUGAGAAUGCCUCUCUCUCUCUCCUGCUCAUCGUCUCUUGCCCUUCUUUCCCUUCUUUGACUUGGCUUGCUCCUCCUCGCUCUCCCCUCUCUUCUCCCUCUCCUCACGCUCCAUCUUCCUU
Molecule: messenger RNA, 908 nt
Organism: Ceraceosorus guamensis
Lineage: Eukaryota; Fungi; Basidiomycota; Exobasidiomycetes; Ceraceosorales; Ceraceosoraceae
Exons: 3
Coding region: 65-490 (141 amino acids)
Biological process (GO): vacuole fusion, non-autophagic
Molecular function (GO): endopeptidase inhibitor activity
Source: RefSeq, a predicted model, not a curated record